Medicago truncatula (barrel medic) is the source of this 2979-nucleotide messenger RNA. Its product is annotated as protein SDA1 homolog. Gene Ontology annotation, cellular component: nucleolus. NCBI's taxonomy places the organism in Eukaryota, Viridiplantae, Streptophyta, Magnoliopsida, Fabales, Fabaceae. Gene Ontology annotation, biological process: ribosomal large subunit biogenesis; ribosomal large subunit export from nucleus. The record is from RefSeq and is a predicted model, not a curated record. The transcript has 8 exons. Bases 9 to 1079 code for a protein of 356 amino acids.
AGGGACUAAUGUUAUGGGUCCUUACAUAUUUAGGGACCAAACUUAUGGUUAAGUCAAUACAAUUUGCCAAGAGAGUGCUUGUGACUCUGUGGGAGCUUUACCAGAGGAAAGUGUGGUUUGAUGAAAAAACAGCAAAUGCAAUUUGCACCGCUAUGGGGAUCAAGACAGAAGCUUUAUCUUUUCUACUUGAGAACAAGAAGCAGAUUAUAGAAAUUGAUGAUUCAGACAGUGAUGAUGAACCAACAGAGUCACCUCAGGCUAUCAUCCUUGAUAAGUCGGAGAAACUAAGCUCAACCAAUUUCAUGUCAUGCGACGGCAAACUAAUGGUGGCGGAGGCUUUGGGUGGGAGGUCGGAGAAGCUAAACCUUCAAACACUCCAAUCCAAAGUUGAACGCGACCCAAUAGGCUACAUAUUGGAGGUUCUCCUUAUUCACUCUCAAUUCAAUUCCUCCCUCCAACUAUUUCAACAAGCGGCCAUGAACUUCAUUUCCGUCAACGGAAUCAUCGAUUCUGACCUAACAACUGUUGCUUCUGAUCCAACUGUCGCUGAAGACCUGGCUGAGAGGGCCAUGUUCCUCACACUUGUUGCCCCUUCCUACCCUACACUUUUCUUCCUCGCCGAUUUCCCUAUAAGACUUGUUUAUUUGCUCCAUAGUUUCGCACAGUUUAUUCCUUCCAUGUCUCGUUUCAAACUCGCACACGCUCUUAUUCUACUCGUUAAUAGACAGACUGUGGCUAUUGAUGAAACAUUGCCGUUGUUAAUGGAACUACAAACCUUAGGCGAUAAAAAGCUUACCAGAUUUGUAUCUCAGCACCUUGUUGUCAACAUAAGGCGCCUAAAAAGACCGGCUGUAAUCAAGACCCAAAAACUUCAGAGUGUCAUGUUUAAGAUGCUACAGGAAGAGAAUGAAGCAGUUGCCAAAAGAGUGCUUGUGAUUCUGUGGCGGCUUUACCAGAGGAAAGUGUGGUUUGAUGAAAAAACAGCAAAUGCUAUUUGCACAGCUUCUUUUCAUCCAGCAUUGAGGUGGUUGAAAAGGAUUGUGAUGAUUCAGACAGCGAUGAUGAGUUGCCUCAUUUGAAGGAAAACCACCGAGAUUUAACAAUGUAUCAGCUAAGGAAAUUAGGAAACAGACUGCCUUACAACAGGAAAAGUCUGCAAAAACCAUUAGCUGAAAGAAUCAACAACGAUUACUAUUCACCACUAAACCAUAUGAUAGAUAGACAGGGUUUUGCUGAGAAGCUGUUCUCCUGCCUUCAGACAUAUAAUGAAGAAUCUGAGGUGCAUUACUCAUUAUCAAAUAAGCAUUUCUAUGCAAUGUUAUAAAAAAAUACGUGCAAUUCCUUUUCAUAUCGGCUCAUGGGUAUUCAAGAUUACAUAUUCACUGGUUUAUGCAAUUACCAUGUGUAAAUUUUAGGUUAAGAUGAUGAUGCUGAAAUUUAUUGCUCGAAUAGUUGGUCGUCACAAGUUAGCGUUGUUGGAAUUUUACCCUUUUGUUCAGAAAUAUAUCCAUGUAUCUUAUUUGAUAUAUUACGUGGAAUUUGGUAUUCUAUAUAUAACUGAAGUAUGACCAUUGUGAUAUAUGCUAUCAGCCACAUCAACAAGACGUUGUAAAUUUGCUUGCGGCAGUAGUUGAAGCAUGUCAUGAUGAGGUAGAGUAUGUUUGUGAAUUUUUGCCAGAUCAAUUUUUAUAACUCAUAGCAUUUUCCUUCAAAUUUUGAUUCUUCAAUAUAUUAUAACAAAUAGUGCAUUCCAGCUCAAUCAAGCUUUUAUUUGAAUGUACGUUCCCCCUUAUGCUGUUAAGUCCUUGUUCAAACAAAUUGUAAAUCAGUUUGUACUUGCAUGCUCACAACCAGAGGUAAAUUUUGUUUGUCACCUGUCGCAUUAACAUUCGAUAUCAUAAUGAGAUUUCAUAAUUUAAUUCCAUGAUAGGAGCAUUCGACUUUAAUAGGUUGAUGAGUUUGAGUGAUAUUUUUAGGUCUUCACUGCUGGACUAAAUGCAGUCAGGGAGAUAUGCAUUCGCAUGCCAUUGGUAACUACUGCAAUCUCCUAUUCCUUCGAAAAUAUCUCCAUUUAAUGAUUUAUGUUUAGACAAAAUAUAUCAUGUGUCUCCUAUGAAGAUAAGCUUAACUAGUAGGAUCAAACAACAUCAUGUGUUUGUGUUCAAUUCCUAUUAGUGGUUCUUCAUUAGUAGGUAUGUGGGUCAUUUUUAGUACCUUAUCUAGGAGCAGUUAUAUGCAGUAAUGGAUCUCGAUCAUUGAUUUUAGACCGGAAAGUUCAAAUACCCAAUCAGUAUAUUAAUUUAAUAAAACCUUAACCAUUGAUUUGGUUCGAACAGUUGAGAGCUGCAACUGUGCAACUGCUCACACAGUUACAAUAGGCGAUCCAUCUACGUCUAGGAGGCUUGUGGAAUGGCCCAAUUUUGGAAUGACACCACCUCCCUUCCUCCUUAAAUUUUAUUUCCUUUCCUUGAUGCUAUUUGAUCGUUUGAUUUCGGAAUGUAGUUAAUGAAUGAAGACUUGCAUAGAGGACAGUUCACACCUCCGAUGGAGGAAUUCUCAGUAUUUCCCUUGACAAACUAGACAUAACUUUCAUCAAACAUCUCCUUGUAAAUUCUACGUUAUUCCUUUGGUUUCAUUGCACAUUGAUCUACAAAACAAUGUCGUGAAUCAAGGUUUGAAAUUUCGAAGUUGUUUAACAAGGAAACUUCAGGUCAUUGCCGAGAGAUUGAAUGUUAUUGACAGACUAGACAAGUGUUGAUUGAUGAAUGUUGAAGUUUCAGGUAUGAAUGUGUGCCAAUGUUUGAAGAUUUUGGAUUUGAGCUACUUGAGAUUUCAAGUGGCGAGUUAGGAUGCAAAUGGAAUAGUGUUGCAUCGACUUCAUUGAUCAACCUGAGUAUCAAAUGUAUCUCGUUUGAUCUUCAAAAAUGUACAUAACUUACGAUUAGAAUGUUUUUAUACUUCUUAUGCAUUUAUGAAUUA